UGAAAACUAACUCUUUCAAUUUAUUCUUUUUUGAAAGACUAUAACUAUUGGGUUGAUGCAAAAGUUCGUCCCGUUUUUAACACCAACUGGCUAAAAGCACAACACUGAAGUGUUAUUUCUUUCACAUGUGUAAAAUUUCGACGUUGUUUGACAGAAGGGAUCUCAGCUAGUAUUUGAGAAUAAAGUUGUCUUACUUAGUUGUGUUUUUAAAAUUUUGUUAAGCAUUACAAAUGGCAGAAAAUAAGGAGCAUUUUCGACAUAUUAUGCUUUUUUAUUUCCGAAAAGGCAAGAAUGCUUCGCAGACACAAAAAAAGAUAUGUUCUGUGUAUGGUGAGGGAGCCAUUGAUGAUUCCACGUGCCGUAAGUGGUUUAGAAAGUUUCGUGAAAGCAAUUUUAACCUUAGCGAUGCACCACGUUCUGGACGACCAGCCGAGGCUGAUGACGACAAAAUAUUGGCACUAAUUGAAAGUGAUCGACACAAAACAACUCGAGAGAUUGGAGAAAUUCUUGGAAUCAAUCAGUCAACAGUGUCAAGGCGAUUACAUCAACUUGGAAUGGUAAGCAAGGCCGAUGUAUGGGUGCCGCACGAGUUAACAGAAAAAAAUUUGAUAGACCGAAUUUCUGCUUGCGAUUCUCUAUUGAAGCGCAAUGAAAUUGACCCAUUUUUAAAGCGAAUCAUUACAGGUGAUGAAAAAUGGAUUGUGUACAAUAAUGUUAAGCGUAAAAGAUCAUGGUGUAAGCACGGAGAUGCCCCUUCAACCAGCGCAAAAGCCAGUUUACAUCCAAAGAAGGUUAUGCUAUGCAUUUGGUGGGACUGGAGGGGAAUCAUUUAUUAUGAGCUGUUACCUGAAAAUCAGACCAUUAAUUCAGAGAAAUACUGUUCACAACUAAGUGAAUUAAAGCGAGCAAUUGACCAGAAGCGACCUGAAUUAGCCAACAGAAAGGGCAUUGUGUUCCAUCAAGACAACGCUAGACCACACGUGUCUUUGGCCACCCGACAAAAACUUUUACAACUUGAUUGGGAUGUUUUGGUCCAUCCACCAUACUCUCCUGACCUUGCACCCUCUGACUACCAUUUAUUUAGAUCACUUCAAAACAGCUUAGAUGGUAAAAACUUUACUUCCUUGGAAGACUUGAAAAAUCACUUGGAUCAGUUUUUUAGCCAGAAAUCUCAGAAAUUCUAUGAGCACGGGAUUAUGCAGCUACCGGAAAGAUGGAGAAAGGUCAUCGAACAGAAUGGCACAUACUAUAUUGAUUAAAUGUAAGUUUUAGUAAAUAAAAUUUUUCUUUGAUUCUUUUAAAAAAAACGGGACGAACUUUUGCAUCAACCCAAUAUAA
Molecule: messenger RNA, 1338 nt
Organism: Centruroides sculpturatus (bark scorpion)
Lineage: Eukaryota; Metazoa; Arthropoda; Arachnida; Scorpiones; Buthidae
Product: histone-lysine N-methyltransferase SETMAR-like
Exons: 1
Coding region: 231-1259 (342 amino acids)
Molecular function (GO): nucleic acid binding
Source: RefSeq, a predicted model, not a curated record